This is a messenger RNA of Brassica napus (rape), 2403 nucleotides long. RefSeq names its product protein RADIALIS-like 2. The transcript has a single exon. The coding region runs from base 1736 to 1999 and encodes 87 amino acids. The record is from RefSeq and is a predicted model, not a curated record. Gene Ontology annotation, molecular function: DNA-binding transcription factor activity. NCBI's taxonomy places the organism in Eukaryota, Viridiplantae, Streptophyta, Magnoliopsida, Brassicales, Brassicaceae.
AUGAUAUGGAUAACAAAAUUAAUUUUACUAAGCAUAUCCACAUACACCACUAUAUAACAUAAAUCUAGAUGGUACAAAAAUGCUCAAUUUCUGAGUUAAAAUAAAACAACUAGUGGAUGUUUCUUUUUGCCAAAUAUGUAUACUUUUUUUUGAAGAAAAAAUGUUAAACCCAUGUUUAUUAAAGAACCAGACAUAACUUCUGGGUGGGAGGUGUAGUUAUGAUAGGCUAUCUCCCGAGUAUUCAUGCGGACGGAUCCGCAACCGUGGUUAGCAGAACAAUGUGACUUAGUUUCCACGGCAGGAGUAUCGAAUCCAAAAUGUGUUAGCUUCUAGAACCCGUCCAUUACCACUGGACCAUAAUGUCCCGCUCAAAUAUGUAUACUCCUACUAUCAUUAUUUUAUGUGAACUUUUUGUAGGUUGUACAAAAGCUAUGAAACAGUUUGGCUAUCCUAAAUUAGUUUCGGGACAUAGUUUGUUUGCCCAUCCCAGAUCUUCUUACCAAACAAGGGAAGUAAUUGUUCAAUUAAAACCAAAGUGCUGAUAAUACGACGAAAAAACAUUAUUAUAAGUCAUUGUUUUAUUCAUAGGCUCUCUUAAGGAGUGGAUAUGAUUCCACAACGACAACAAUAAAUUACAGCAAGAGUAAGACACCUGUAAAAUAUUUGGUUUCUCCUCAUCUCAAUAAUGCAAACCCAAACAACAGAAAACAAUUAAAUAUCCACCAAGAAAAGUGAUUAUAUAACAAGUUAACGACCAAGAAUCCACAUUAAUUAGAAUAAUUUAAAAGCAUAGUUAUAUAACUCCAUGGAGAUGGACCAAACAAUCCAAGAAAAAAGGUAGGUUAGCAAUGUUGACCAUAUUUUUCACAAGAUCACCAACAACAAAAAAUAAACACAAAAAUGGCUAUGGUCAUGGUUGUACGGACAAGUAUAUGCAGCUAGAUAACUUGAUAUCGUGUGUUCAGGACUGAGAAUCCCGAGGUAAAGCUCUCUGCCCCCACUUUCCUUCAAGAAGAAUAUGUGGCUUAUGGAAAACACAUGAAAAGCUACAAAGCUACACAUUUUGUUUUGUGGAUACAAAUUAAUCCUCACAAUCUUCCAAGUCGCUGAGAUUUUUGAUAAGAAGAAAUCUGGAUAGUCAAUGAAAAUCAUAUGUUAACAUAGACUUCUCCCUAACUCUAAUCCAAUACUUGUAACUUUCCUUGUCUUACGGACAUAGUUAGCCUCGUGCUGUGACUAUUGACUAGAGACAAGACUGUUCCUGGAAGUAGUUGACUAGGUAUCAAAAGUGUAGAUACACAUUUCAAAACUGGUUCUGUCACAUGCAUAAACUAUUUGUUUUGAAUACAAGCUUAAUCUAGAGAAUGACAUUAUAACACUAAUUGGGUAAGGAAAAUAAACAUUAACAACAUUUACAGAAAAUAUGUCUCUACUGAGCAUCAUAUGCCAAAUCUGGAUCCAAAAAGACACUUGCAAACACAAUCUUACAAUCUUUUGAGGUGAUUAGUUUGGAUCUUUGAUAGUCAUUUCCAAAAUAUUUUCUCAGUAUUAUUUUCCUAUGGAGACAAAAACUUAACGUCGUUCUCUCUGUUUUGGCAAAGCAAAGAUAUCUUUGCCAACUGGCACUAUACCUUACCUCAAAUCCUCCUUUAUAAAGAGCAAGGACUACAUCUGUGCAACAUAUCCUCUCUUUCAUAUAAGUUAUUACUAGAGAAAUACACCAAACUUUUUCACAAUGGCAUCAAACUCAAUGUCUUCUUAUGGAUCUGGCUCAUGGACUGUUAAGCAGAACAAAGCCUUUGAGCGUGCUCUAGCAACCUAUGACCAAGACACUCCUGAUCGUUGGUAUAAUGUUGCUAGAGCUGUUGGUGGAACAACACCUGAUGAAGCUAAGAGACAAUAUGACCUUCUCGUACGUGACAUCGAAAUCAUCGAGAAUGGGCAUGUGCCAUUCCCUAACUACACGACUACUGGAGGCAGAACCAAAGGCAGGCUGUGAUGAGGAAAAAAGGUAUUGUUAUUCUUUUGCAAUCUAAUUCCAAACAUUUUGUGAUAAUUACAACAAAUCAACUGUGUUUAUAUCCCUAAUAGCCCGCUUAUUUUCCAUUUUAAAAUACUUCUAUGAACAAGGUUAUAUGUGUGCCUGCGUCAUGAUAAUACACACCAAAUCAAACAUAAAAGGGCAUGUCUGUUUCAGAAUAAAACAUCUUUUACUUUACAAAGAUUCUCUGACUUCUUAUGCUAAGCAAUGUGAGUCUCUAAAUCUUCCAAGUGUUUCCUUCUCAGUGCCUCCUUAGGCUUUGUAACAAACCAGACAACAAAAGGUACCCAAAAUAUUUAUGCCUAGGAUCAUUCCUUCUCAGUUUGGUAUGUAAUAUUUACUGUCCGAUCCCACAUCUUGCC